This is a messenger RNA of Zophobas morio, 3478 nucleotides long. RefSeq lists its product as uncharacterized. The coding region runs from base 158 to 1522 and encodes 454 amino acids. The transcript has 2 exons. The record is from RefSeq and is a predicted model, not a curated record. NCBI's taxonomy places the organism in Eukaryota, Metazoa, Arthropoda, Insecta, Coleoptera, Tenebrionidae.
UGUUCGUGCAGGCUCUAACACUCGCUUACUAGAUCGUGACGCUGCUGCGAAAGUUCUUUUCUAACACUUCGUUCGCUCUGACGGUUGCUGUAGAGUUUAUUUAAAUGUCAGAUACGAUUUUUUCCUGGUGAAUACGAGCUGAUUUGUCUACAAUACCAUGAGGAGAUCAUCGAACGCAGUCCUCCAGUCCCAGACCUCCGAACCCUUGAUCGUCGUGGACGAUUUGAACGCCGAAGAUGACGAAGAAAAAAAAGCGUACGAUUCGGACUCGCACCACAGCUCCGAAGACGAAUCCCCAACAAUGAAUCCGUAUCUUCUGUCGCCGUACUCCCGCGACAUCCGCAAACACUCUCUGCCGACCCCUCAGUGCAGCGGCAUAACCGCAAGCCAAGUUCGCCGCCUCUCCGAAAGAGGCGAAACCGUCGGACCGGGACCUCGCCAGGCCGAAUUCCUCGCCACCCUCUCGACCGCCCCCGCUCCCUCCCCCGGCGGGCGCCGGCACUCCGUGGUGACCAUCUCCAAGGUUCCUCCAUGCUUCUUCGGAAGAAACAGACGCGAAUCCGUGGCGGCUUUCCCCUCCGGGGGCGGCUUCCCGGUGAGGAUCCUCCCGAACAGGAGGGAGUCCAUCGCUUGUCCCCCGUCGACGGAGCCCCGCGGCAGCGUGCACAACCUCCAGCUGGACAUAAUGGACGACAUCGUGCAAGCGCGCAAAGUCAGGAUGAAGCUGUGGAACACCAGUAACGAACGCGUCUGUGAAGUGGAACCCCUAGACGAUUCUAACUCCGGUAACGUGCAGAGAUACACGAAUUCCUCCAACCGGCGGUACUCCGACUUCGUGGGCACGACCUUAGCUCCUAUUCCGAGCUCUAGCAAGAGGCGCGCUUCCGAACUGCCGCCCCCCAACACCUGCACCACAACUAGCGCAAGUAAGCACCCAACAACAGGAAUAGUUUGCUCUAAUACUGAUCUUAUCUCUAUUUUGUCCUCUCUUUCCACCUCGGCCACGGAAAUCAAUCAGUGUGAGACAGCACAAGCGUCGAAAAGUGAAUCCGCCAAAGCCGCUGAACAGAGACGAAGUCGAUUGAAGAGCAACAGGUCGAACAGUUUUGAUAUUUCUAUUCUCCACAGCGCCGAAGAACCAAAGCAGGCCGACUCCGCCGGCGCACCCUCGAACUGGUUUACCAAACGUCACCAACCGACGGCAAAGCCCGAGCAGGAGAAAAACAAAAAUGUCGUUGAGACGGAACCCGGGAAGGUGGUCUGGGACGAGCGGAGCGGGUCUUUGGUCGAUGCACAUGCUCUAGGUAGUGCUAUCGAGGUCUUUCUCAGACAGACCACCCCAGAUUCGACGAGCGCCCAGACCUCACCGCACACCUCACCCAACAAAUGCAAGACGCCAACCAGUAAAAGCGCCGCUGGUCGGUCUAAAACUAGUUGGUUUUCGAACAAGGGAGACAGUGAUUCCACAGAAACCUGCGACUCUUCACUCUGCUCAACUUUGAAAGACUUGUUUGUAAAAUAGUCCUCUAGAAGGAGAUGGUCUUUAAAAGUGCUGCCAUUGCGCACGGCAAUAUAUUUAGAUGAAUUUAUCUAAUCGGUGUUACAAUAUAAAUGUGUCUUAAUAAUCACUUUGAUGGAGUACAAUCAAACUCAAUAAUCCCGAAUCAUUCAGAUGUAGUCACAUAGCUCUGAAUCUCUCUGUUCUAGUUGUUUAGUAAAGUGACCUUGGAUGAAGACAAGUUUAAUAAUGCAAGACCAAUUACGAAAUAGUUCAUAUCCACUCCUAUGCACAUACACAACAAUUAGGUUAUUGUUUUGUAAAAACACUACUCUAGAACCUACCUUUAGAAUCCCAUUUAUAUUUUAAACACACUCAAGGAUUACUAUACCGAAAGAUGUUCUGAAAAAACGAUUGUCAUGUGUUGAACGUAACAUCUCUUCCAAACAAAUAACGUCACUCUAUAAUCACAAUCUAGAGCAACACGACAACGCAAUAUCAUUUCUCUGCCGCCACAGUAACCUCCUCACAAAAGAAAAAAUAACAUAAAAACAACUUAGUUACUUCUUCCAAUGGGGUAAAUUAAUUCUUUUACACACAGCUACAAGUAUUUUUUUAACAACGCGAUGAUAAGGUCAUAAUGAUGAUGUAGACACUUACAAAUUCAAAUAACACUUAAAUAAAACCAAAAACACAAAAACGUGGUGCUCAUAAAAUUCUAGGAGACUUUAUGUGAAGAGGAAGAAGGAAAAAUACAAGAUAAAUCCAGUGUUGACAAAGAAUUAGUAAGAAGUGAAAAGAAUUUUAUGCACAAAUGUCAAUUCAAUAUAAGUUAUUUUUUCACUUUUUUGUCAAAGAAAAAGGUUUUAGGUUAUCUAAAAUGGUUAAUAUUUUUACAGUAUGUCUAUCCUUGAACCGUUCACCACGUCACAAAGGAUCGUUAUGUGAUUUAAUGGCAAAGAUUUGAUCAUAAACAAGUCUUGUCACGUAGGGGAAGUUUAACUCAGUUAAACUUGUCUGGAAACCUCUACGGAUUAUUAUUCCCGAGAAUAUUUUUUCUCAGACAAGUAAUUGGUUAUACGUUACUGGUUAUUUUAAGAAGCUGCCCUUGGACUAGUUGUUGAACACUGGUAAAAGUAAAUUUUGCUAAAUAAGAAACUCUUUUGGGAUGUUUUUCGCAUGCAGUUCUCAUUCGAUAAAAAUCUGAUCAAGUACAUGACAAUCUGUUUUUUUGUAAGUUCAAGUUAUUUAUUGCCGUUUCCUUAAGAAUUAAAACUGCCCUGAAUGUUACAAACACUGUUAUAUGAUUUUCAAUAUAUCCGCUUUUUGCAACAAAAUGUUAAUGCACAGCGAAGGUUUCGUUUGAUGGCGAAAUUGGUACUAAAGUAGUCUGAGAAUUAAGCAUAUCCGUGACCUGUUUUGUACACAAGAAUGGACACAACCGAGCUGUGUGUUAAUAAAACUUAUAGAAUCUCCUUAAUCACUGUUCCGUUUAUGUUGUUAUUCUCACACUUCCGAUUAGUAGAAAUUUAGCUUUGCAUAUGUUCAUGACUUGUGCAUGAGUUAGGAACUGACACUUCUGAGAUGUCUCCUCUCGAAAACUGGAGUAGGAACUACAAUUUUUCGUUUUGCACAAAUUAAAUUAGUGUGUUAUGUUGAUGUGCCUUUGAAACAGUCCAAUCCUGGUUUAUGGAUACUUGAUGCAUGCAUGGUUUGUUUCGAGAGGAAUUGGUAAUCGACUUAGGUGUUAUCUCUUUUUAUGAGCACUUUGCGGGCCAAAGUGUCACUUAGUAGAGAUUGUACAUAGAUCUUAAUGAUAUUUUGGACCAUAUUAAUGUUGUGUAUAGACAAUCCUAAUAAGUUCUAGUAUGUACCACAGGUUUCAAAUAAAUUUUGAAGCAACAUUCUAAAAAUUGUAAGUAUAUUUUCAAUACUCAAUUUAAUGUUAUACUGAACUUAAAUAUUUAAAGCAUAAUGUUG